AUGACGGCGUUGAUCAAAGAUGGCUUUUGGAGAGAAAGAAUCAAAACGGUUUCCACCAACACACUUCCUUCCAUGUACAAACUAUUGCAUGAAACAGGACGCUGGGACUUCUUUGACUUCAAUUGGAAAGAGGGAAUCAAGCCCCAUAUUUUCUGGGACUCGGAUAUUGCCAAGUUUAUGGAGGCCGUUUGCUUUGCAUUAAAGUAUACUGAGGAAGGUGAUGCACGCAACUUGCAAUAUAAGUCGUGGAUGGAUGACAUUACGAGAAUGAUACUCAAGGCACAGCAGCCAGAUGGCUAUCUCAACUCUUACUUUACUCAAGUUAAGCCAACCGAGAGAUUCAAAAACGUUGCUGAAGAACAUGAACUCUACUGUUGCGGCCAUCUAAUUGAGGCAGCAGUGGCAUACUAUGAAGCUACUGGUUCCAAGGUAUUGAUUGAAUGCCUUUGCAGGUACUUGGACCUCAUUUGUGAGACUUUUGGUGACGAAAGUGGUAAAUUGCACGGGUAUCCAGGACACCAGGAAAUUGAAUUAGCUCUUGUUAAGCUCACUAAAAUUGUUCCCGAGCCAAGAUACAAAAAACUCUUAGACUAUUUCAUCGAACAAAGAGGAUACCAAAAUGGAAAGUUUUACGAUGACGAGGUGAGAGCAAGAGGCUUGGAUCCAGAUACCUACAGACCUAGAGGAGAUUAUGACCAUCUUCCUGGGGUUCAUUAUGACUCGCAUUGGCCGGCUCCUAGAAGCUACUGGUACUUGCAAGCUGAUGUACCUGUGAGAGAAGCUCACGAAGUCAAGGGACAUGCCGUAAGACAAGUGUACUUUUUGACGGCUGUACAAGCGGUGGCUUCGCUCAAAAAUGACGAUGGACUAAGAAAUUCUGUCAAAAGACUCUUCAGGAAUAUGAUCGACAAGAAGUUCUACAUUCAUGGAGGUAUCGGUGCUAUAGCUAGGUGGGAGGGUUUUGGGGAGGACCAUGAUUUGAGAUGGGACGGGUACUCGGAAACGUGUGCUUCUAUUGGGUUGGUCUUUUUGUGUGAAAAGAUGCUUUUGGACCACUUGGAUCGGGAAGUGGCUUUGGUGAUGGAAAGGGCUCUUUACAACGACGUUUUGGGAGGUGUGAGUAUUAACGGAGAGUCUUAUUUCUAUGACCAGCCAAUUAUUGGAGAAAGAGGCUUAAAGAGACUGAGUUGGUUCAGUGUGAGUUGCUGCCCACCCAACGUCGCCAGAUUGCUCAACAGCUUGGAAAAGUAUGCUUACCUGUUGUCAAGUGACUCAGUAGCUGUCCACCUUUACAUUGGUGCCGAAAUCAAGAACGACCAUAUCAACAUGAAACUUGAGAGCGAGUAUCCCCAAAAGGGAAGGUUUAAGAUCUCUUUAAAGACUUCGAAGCCAAUCAGUCUUGCAGUUAGAGCUCCAAAUCACUUCAAAUGUUCUAACACGAGCUUUACAGAGCGUAAUGGAUACUUGCAUUUCGCUCCUAAAGUAUGGGACGAAGUUAUCGAUCUUGAAUUUGAUCUUAAGAUUGAAGUGAUAGUACCUGACGACAAGGUAGAAGCCAAUAGGGGCCAUUUGGCAGUACAGAGAGGACCUUUUGUGUAUGCUUUACAGAAGUCUGGGGUACAAGGAGACGUUUCCUUGAGUCAGUUGCAUAUUAAGAGAGGGCAAGAGUUUACUGAAAAGUUGGAAACGAUUCGAGACACAAAAUAUAUCAGCUUACUGACGACUAUAUCGGGAGUUGUGUGCAAGUUUGUACCUUAUUUUGUGACUGGAAAUGAACACCCAGGUGAAGACUUUAGAAUGUGGAUCAAGGAGAGUCAGUGA
Molecule: messenger RNA, 1821 nt
Organism: Meyerozyma guilliermondii ATCC 6260
Lineage: Eukaryota; Fungi; Ascomycota; Pichiomycetes; Serinales; Debaryomycetaceae
Product: glycoside hydrolase family 127 protein
Exons: 1
Coding region: 1-1821 (606 amino acids)
Biological process (GO): carbohydrate metabolic process
Source: RefSeq, a predicted model, not a curated record